Messenger RNA from Chelmon rostratus (copperband butterflyfish), 7976 nucleotides. RefSeq names its product APC regulator of WNT signaling pathway (gene apc). The transcript has 17 exons. Gene Ontology annotation, biological process: pattern specification process; nervous system development; Wnt signaling pathway. Gene Ontology annotation, cellular component: cytoplasmic microtubule; beta-catenin destruction complex; catenin complex. Lineage: Eukaryota; Metazoa; Chordata; Actinopteri; Chaetodontiformes; Chaetodontidae. The record is from RefSeq and is a predicted model, not a curated record. The coding region runs from base 256 to 7089 and encodes 2277 amino acids. Gene Ontology annotation, molecular function: microtubule binding; beta-catenin binding; gamma-catenin binding.
CACACACAAGAUGGCGGACCGCAGCAGCAGCUCCUCCACAACAGAAAGGCCGACUUAGUGAAACUUCUCCCGGACUUUGUUAAACUUCACUUUUCCCGCUCGGACCGGAGACAUGAGCGGCCCCCGCCGCCUGUGACGGCUCGUUGACCGGCUGUGUGAAUCUCUCCCCGUGAUGUUUCGGUGAAUCUGCCGCCUGCUGAAGCGGACUUUAGUCGUUUUCUCCAAACCGAGGAGGUCAGACGCGGGUCUUCCAACAUGGCGGCAGCGUCGUACGACCAGCUGCUGAGACAGGUGGAGGUGUUAAAGAUGGAGAACUCCAACCUGCGACAGGAGCUUCAGGACAACUCCAACCACCUGACCAAACUGGAGACUGAAGCCUCAAACAUGAAGGAAGUGCUGAAGCAGCUGCAGGGCACCAUAGAAGAAGAGUCUGGAGAGGCGUCUGGCUCUCAGCUGGAACUCAUCGAAAGAUUGAAGGAGAUGAGCCUGGACUCUGGAGGUUUUAAGAGCAGGUCGAGGCCUCCUCUGCCCUCCUCAUCCUCCUCCAGCUCGGCCUCUUCUGGCUCUGGAGCUCCAGGAGGAGCGGCCGGAGGCUCCGGAGCUCCAGGCCCCCUCACAACUGCUGCUUUCCCCAGGAGGGGGCUGCCGUCUGUGGGCAGAGACAGCCACGACCGCUGCCUGGAGGAACUGGAGAAGGAGAGGUCACUCCUAUUGGCUGAGCUAGAGAAAGAGGAGAAGGAGAAGGACUGGUACUACGCUCAGCUGCAGAAUCUCACAAAGAGGAUCGACAGUCUGCCUCUCACGGAAAAUUUCACUCUGCAGACGGACAUGAGUCGCCGUCAGCUGGAGUUUGAGGCUCGUCAAAUCCGUUCGGCGAUGGAGGAACAGCUGGGCUCCUGUCAGGAGAUGGAAAGGAGAGCUCAGGCCCGCGUGUCUCGUAUUCAGCAGAUAGAGAAGGACAUCCUGAGACUGGGAGCCUGCCUGCAGGUAGAGGAAGCUCAGGGGGCGAGUGACAGCAGCGGAUUGGCUGGCGCUCAGAGCUCUGGUAGCCGAUUGGACCAUGAGCCAGCCAGUGAGGCGAGCUACUCUGUGCCACGACGAAUCACCAGCCACCUGGGAACCAAGGUGGAAAUGGUGUACAGUCUUCUGUCCAUGUUGGGGACUCACGAUAAAGAUGACAUGUCGCGGACGCUGCUCGCCAUGUCGAGCUCACAGGACUCGUGCAUCGCUAUGCGUCAGUCCGGCUGUCUGCCGCUGCUCAUCCAGCUGCUGCACGGCAAUGACAAGGACUCGCUGUUGCUAGGUAACUCUCGUGGCAGCAAAGAGGCUCGUGCACGUGCGUCCGCGGCGCUGCACAACAUCGUUCACAGUCAGCCCGAUGACAAGAGAGGUCGUCGCGAGAUCAGGGUGCUCCACCUGCUGGAGCAGGUGCGUCAUUACUGCGAGGCGUGUUGGAGCUGGCAGGAGAACCAUGAGAGGGGCGUUGACCAGGAGGACAACCCCAUGCCAUCUCCAGUGGAGCAUCAGAUCUGUCCUGCCGUCUGCGUCCUCAUGAAACUGUCCUUUGAUGAAGAGCAUCGACAUGCCAUGAACGAACUCGGUGGUCUGCAGGCGGUGGCGGAGCUGCUGCAGGUGGACUGUGAGAUGUUUGGUCUGAGCAGCGAUCAUUAUAGCGUGACGCUGCGGCGAUAUGCCGGCAUGGCGCUCACCAACCUCACCUUUGGAGAUGUAGCCAAUAAGGCCACGCUGUGUUCCAUGAAGGGCUGUAUGAGAGCGAUGGUCGCACAGCUGAAGUCUGACAGCGAAGACCUGCAGCAGGUGAUAGCGAGCGUGUUGAGGAACUUGUCGUGGCGUGCUGACGUCAACAGUAAGAAAACGUUACGCGAGGUCGGCAGCGUACGAGCGCUGAUGGGCUGUGCCCUCGAGGUCCAGAAGGAGUCGACUCUGAAGUCGGUCCUGAGCGCACUGUGGAACCUGUCGGCUCACUGCACGGAGAACAAGGCGGAUAUCUGCGCGGUGGACGGCGCUCUGGCGUUCCUGGUGGGAACGCUGACACACCGCAGCCACACAAACACGCUCGCCAUCAUUGAGAGCGGCGGCGGUAUCCUGCGCAACGUCUCCAGCCUCAUCGCCACCAACGAGGCGCACAGGCAGAUCCUGCGUGAGCAUGGCUGCCUGCCGACUCUGCUGCAGCACCUGAAGUCUCACAGUUUGACCAUUGUCUCCAACGCCUGCGGGACGCUCUGGAAUCUGUCGGCCAGAGACGCCAAAGACCAGGAGGCGUUAUGGGAGCUGGGUGCUGUGGGCAUGCUGCGCAACCUCAUCCACUCCCGCCAUAAAAUGAUCGCAAUGGGCAGCGCCGCUGCCCUGCGCAACCUGAUGGCCAACCGGCCGGCGCGGUACAAGGACGCCAGCGUGGUGUCACCGGGCGCCGGUGCCCCAUCGCUGCACGCCCGCAAACAAAAAGCAUUAUUUGAGGAGUUGGAUGCCCAACAGCUGUCAGAGACUUUCGACAAUAUUGACAACCUGAGCCCCAAGGCGGCACAUAGGAAGGGGCGGGGCUGUAACGGGGCAGGAGGAGGGAGUACAACGCGUUCGUACGCCAACACGCCGGUGCUUUCCAGCCCAAAGAAUGGAGAUGGAUCAAAGAGGACAAGCGAGGAAGCGCCGUACGCUCGGCCGGUGUUCCCGCCCAGCGUCAGAGCGUCCAGCGACAGCCUCAACAGCGUGACGAGCGCCGACGGUUACGGCAACCGCGGCAAGACCAAACCGUCGUCGGAGCCCUUCUACUCGUCAGAUGAGAGCGGCGCCAACAAGUGCUGCGUCUACAGGAAGUACCCGGCUGACCUGGCGCACAAAAUCCGCAGUGCCAAUCACAUGGCGGACGAUGACGGCGCUGAGCUGGACACACCCAUUAAUUACAGCCUGAAGUACUCUGACGAACAGUUGAAUUCUGGGAGACAGAGUCCGAGUCACCGCGGUGGCAUCGAGAGUGACGAGGACAAUGAACAGGAUGCCAGGCUGAGGAGGAGGAACGAGGGCGGUGACUCGGCAACGACCAAGAGCCACAUGCCGUCUGUCCCGCCGGCGCGUUACGUUGUUGCCACGGCAACAUCAAAUUACGGCGGCGACUCGACAGGCGAGCAGCCGAUCGACUACAGCUUGAAGUAUGGCGCCGACGCUGCUCGGAAACCGCUGUUUAAGCCGGAAGAGACUACUGCCCAAUCUGCCCCCCCUCCCCCGUCAUCCUCUGGCAACAAGAUCCGCCCCCCUCCGCACUCGGCCAAUCGGGCAGUGCCAAAAGGCAACCAGGAGUCGACGCAGACGUACUGUGUGGAGGACACGCCCAUUUGCUUCUCCAGAGGCAGCUCGCUCUCCUCGCUGUCGUCAGAGGAGGAAGAGGAGGAAGGCGAUGUCAUCGGGCGAAGGAGAGGAGGGAGCAUCGUUACUGGCUGCGUGGGCGGCAGCAACGACUACCCGACACUUCCUGUCAGCGAGAAAGAUGCACACGAGCAACAGCAGAGGCAACAGAAGGAGGCGGAGAGCCAGACCGCCACUGCUGCCACCGUUCCCUCCACACGGGGAAGACGAGGGCAUCACCACCAUCACGGUCAUGCCCAUCACCACCAUCACCACCACGUGACAUCCUCUUCAGGCGCCAGGACUCCCAAGAGUCCUCCCGAGCAGCCGUAUGCUCAGGAGACGCCGCUGAUGUUCAGCCGCUGCACGUCUGUCAGUUCCCUUGAUAGCUUCUCCACUUCAUCCAUUGCCAGCUCCGUGCGCUCCAGCGAGCCGUGCAGCGGCGUGCCGAGUGGCGUGGUCAGCCCCAGCGACCUGCCCGACAGCCCGGGACAGACCAUGCCACCGAGCCGCGCCAAGACGCCGCCGCUGCCGCCGCCAACGCAGAAAACGAAGGAGCAGGAAAAGGCCAAGAAGAAGGACGAGGAGGAGAGCAGCGUCGACGUCCUGCUGCACUUUGCUACGGAGAGCACGCCGCAUGGCUUCUCCCGAGCGUCCAGUUUGAGCGCGCUCAGUCUGGACGAACCUUACAUUGCAGCAGAGAUGAAGAAGAAGGAGGAUGAAGACGGAAGGAACGAGGUGACGGAGGUGGAGGCGCCAAAACCGAUCCUCGAUGAAUCGGAUGAUGAUGACGACAUCGAGAUCCUGGAGGCCUGCAUCAACAUGGCCAUGCCCAAGUCGUCACGGAAACCAAAGAAACCACAACAAGCGCCGCCGCGGAAACCCAGCCAGCUUCCCGUUUACAAGCUCCUCCCGCCCCAAAGCUGCGCCCAGUCACAGCCACGGAAGGAUGUGCCCCCACCGCCGGAGGAGGUGCCAAGAGUUUACUGUGUGGAGGGAACACCGCUCAACUUCUCCACCGCCACCUCGCUCAGUGACCUCACCAUUGACUCUCCACCCAAUGAGGAGGCGACGGCGGCUGCCAUAUCUGUAGGCCCUCCCACCGCUGCUCAAGGGAGGCGGGCUGGACUUCCCGAGGGCGAGAACGGCGAUGACAUUCUCGCGGAGUGUAUCAGUGCUGCUAUGCCCAAAGCCAAACCCAGAAAACCAAUCAGAGCUGUGGCGAACAGCGAGCACCUCCAGGCACCGCCCCUUCCCCCACCGCUCCCCCCUCCGGCCCCGCCUCCUCUUGGCCCACAGCAGCAAAAGAAGAAGCCGACAUCGCCCGUGAAGCCAAUGCCCCAGCGGGCGUUGUACAGCGUUGCCGCAGCAUCGGCUGCCAAAGCAAAACCAGGAUUUGCCUUUGACUCACCACGCCACUACACGCCCAUCGAAGGUACGCCAUGCUGCUUCUCACGCAACGACUCGCUGAGCUCGCUCGACUUCGAUGAAGACGACGGUGGGGAGAAGGACGAAGAGAAGAAAAUUAAAGAAGAGGAAGGGAGGAAGAGGAAGCAGCAGACGGCGGCAGUCUUCCCCCGAACAAAACCCGUGACCAAUCCGACAGCGACGGACGAAAAGCAGAAGUUUGCCAUCGAGGACACGCCCGUCUGCUUCUCCAGGAACUCGUCUCUGAGCUCGCUGAGCGACAUCGACCAGGAGAACAACAACAAGGAGUUCGCACCGCCGCAGCCGCCCGAGCAACAGGACGGAGGCAAAGCAGGAAAAAAGUCUCCUCCUCCUCCAUCACAGGCCGAGUCAAAGCCCCGCCCGCCCGCAGCCAGUGUCUACGCCCCCAAAGCGUUUCACGUGGAAGACACGCCCGUCUGCUUCUCCAGGAACUCGUCGCUCAGCUCGCUGAGCAUCGACUCGGAGGACGACCUGCUGCAGGAGUGCAUCAGCUCCGCCAUGCCCAAGAAGAAGAAGAAAGCCACUGCAGUCACCGCCUCCGCCGCCGCCGCCGCACCGCUUCCUGUUCCCAAAGCCGACGACGGCAUUCUGGCCGAGGAGGAGCCUUCGGAGGCACCGAAAAGCCCCGCCUCCCCUGACUCUGAAUCCUUUGAUUGGAAGGCGAUCCAGGAAGGCGCCAACUCCAUCGUCAGCAGCUUGAAUGCUGCGGCAGCUGCCGCCUCGUCGCUUUCCCGCCAACCGUCAUCAGACUCUGACUCAGUCCUGUCCCUGAAAUCUGUCGGCUCGCCAUUCCGCCUGCCUGCAACCAAUAACAACGCAGAGAAAGAGGAGGUGGAGGAGAAGGAUGAGGCGAUGGGGAAGCGAGGAGCGAGGAUCCUGAAAGCUGGAGAACACACCACGCUCGAGGCCAAGAAGAAGAAGCAGGAGGAAGAGGAGGAGGAGGAGGCGAAGGUGGUGAGAGGUGGGAAAAAGGUGUAUCGGAGCCUGAUUACAGGUAAGCCGAGGGUCGAGCCGGCGGCCAGGGGGCGGAGCAAACCCAGAGCGGUAGCUGUGGCCAAAGCUCCAGGAAGCAGCGAUUGUGCUGACAGAGGCUCCUCUCGGGACUCCACACCAUCUCGCACUUCCACGCCCAAUCAGAAAGGAGGGAAGCUGUCGCAGCUGCCGCGCACGGCAUCUCCAGGAAGCGCAUCAUCAUCAUCGUCAUCAGCCUCCAGACCGGCCAAACAGAGCGGGGCAUCGAGGAACAGCGGCGGGGGCAUCCCGAGGAGCGAGUCCGCUUCGAGAGUCAGCGGCUCCACGGCGGCUAAGAAGCAGAAGGCGGAGCCGGAGAAGCCAGCGCUCGUCCGUCAGUCGACCUUCAUCAAAGAAGCGCCGAGUCCGACGCUCAAGAGGAAGCUGGAGGAGUCUGCGGCUGUGGCAGCGGCGGCGUUAGAGUCGCCAUCCAGCCCCGAUAUGCCGCUGCCAUUGGCAACCAGGAGACACGACGCCAACCGCUCCCACUCAGAGAGCCCGUCACGCCCGCAGGAAGUGACAUCAUCACGGUUCAGCCGCACCGGCACCUGGAAGCGGGAAAAUGGCAGCGGGGGAGGAGGAGGGAGCGGCAGUAAACACUCAACAUCGCUACCACGUGUGGGGACGUGGAAGAGGACGGGAAGCUCUUCGUCGGUGCUGUCGGCGUCAUCAGAGUCCAGCGAGAAGGGGCGGAGCGAGGAGGAAAGCACCGUGAGGUCAAAGGGAACGUGGAGGAAGGUGAAGAGCGGCGGCGGCGGCGACUCAUCGACCGGGCGGAGCUUCACUGACAAAUCAGAAGACGUGUGGGUUCGUCUCGAGGACUGUCCCGUCAACAACCCGCGGUCCUCCUCUUCCUGUUCGGCCCGCUCUCCCACUUCAGCUAAUGUCCCGCCUGUCAUCGACAGCCCCACCCCUUCCAAAAUCCCCUCCUCCUCCUCUUCCUCCUCCUCUAACCUCAAUCUGCGGCGGAGCUGCGAGAGCCUCGACGACAAGCCGCAGCCCGAACGCCAACAGCGCAGCCAGCAGCGCAGCGGCACCGUGGCGGCUCGAGUGAGCCCCUUCAACUACACCCCGAGCCCGAGGAAGAGCAGCGCCGAUGUCAGCACUACAGCCACGCCCACCACCACGACGUCGUCAUCAACCACCCCCACACGACCUUCACUCAUCCCCACCCCCGUCACCAAAAAACGUGAGCCAAAGGGCGGAGAAGGUGCCGGCGGCGGCAGCGGUGGCGGUGAAAGGGGCUCGUACAUCGUGACGUCAGUGUGACAGAAACAGGAAGAAGAAUCUGGAAGUAGUCGGACACCGAUUGGCCGCCACAGCUGGGACGGCUGACGAACGGAGGACGUGUAAAUAUGAACGGAGAAAUGUCAGAAAGUGUUUGUGGACUGAACUGUACAGGAAGUCUGUAUUUAAGUGCUAGCCCCGCCCACCUCGCCUCCCUCCUCUCCCCUCACUGGCUUCUCUCACCUGUCAGUCAAGCUUCUUCAUUUAACGAGAGAAAACUUUAAAAAUGAACUUUUUAUGUUUUUAUACCACUAAAAUGAUGUGUAGCGCUUAGCCCCGCCCCCUCUGCCUGUGUCCCCGCAUGGUCCCGCCUCCUACCUUAACAAUGACCGUUACCAUGGUGACAUGAUGAUGAUGAUGAUGAUAACAAUGAUAAUGUUUUCGCUAGUUGUAGCGUCUGAGCUGAUUAUUGGGAAGUUUUCAUGUUUUUGUUGGUUUUGUUUCUUUUUUAAUCGAGUUUGGUUCUGAAAACUGAAAAAUUUCUUCUGUCGUCGGUAAAAUUUGAUUAAUUUUCUUCACGCUGAGACAGUUUAGUUGGUCAGAUGGAUGUAAAAACCUUUUUCAGAACCUCACUCACACAAUCUGCAUUUAUUCCAGAGGGGGGAACACUUCCUGCUCUGCAUUGCCUUGGAAACAAAUAACACUGUAAAACGUAAGUUAUUGCUGUAAAACCUUAAAACCUUUUAACUUUUAAGCACAUAAUUUAAAAAUGAUUUUUGCCAAAAAAAAAAAGUUUCCACGGUGUUUAUUCAUGGCUGUAACUUGAUUUUCACUGUUUUUAUGUUGAAGCUGGAGGAAAUUUAAAGGCAAAAACGUUUUUUGGUGAAAUGUUAAACAGAUAAUGAACAAUAAAAUUCAACGUUUUAGGU